UCCAUUUGUUUUUCUUUCGGCUGUCUCAGUUUGUUUCACCCAAACUUAAUUAAUGAUCAUUUCCUUCUUCUGAUCUUUUGGCUUCAAUCGUUUUGUUAAUUUCCAGUCUACCAUUUCCGGUGAUCAUCAUGGAUCCAGCAGAACUUCGACGUAUUUUUCAAAUGUUCGAUCGCAAUGGUGAUGGUCGGAUCACGAGGAAGGAGCUUAGCGACUCGUUACAUAAUCUCGGCAUCUUCAUCCCAGAUAAAGACAUGAUCCAAAUGAUUGAAAAGAUCGACGUGAACGGCGAUGGAUACGUGGAUAUCGAUGAGUUCGGAGCAUUGUAUGAAACGAUAAUGAAUGAGAGGGACGAGGAGGAGGACAUCAAGGAGGCAUUCAAUGUGUUCGAUCAAAACGGAGAUGGGUUCAUCACCGUGGAGGAGUUGAGGUCGGUGUUGGCUUCUUUGGGGCUCAAGCAAGGGAGGACCCUAGAAGAAUGCAAGAGAAUGAUCAAGAAGGUGGACAUGGAUGGGGAUGGGAUGGUAAACUUUAACGAGUUUAAGCAGAUGAUGAAAGGUGGUGGAUUUGCUGCCCUGAGCUCAAGUUCAUAGACCAUGCAUAUGUAGAUCAGGCUUUUUUUUUUCUUUUUCUUUUUUUUUUCCCUUUUCUUUGUUCUUAUUUUUAUUAUAGAGAGGGAGAUAGUUUUUUUUUUUUUUUUGGGGGGGGGGGGGGGGGAAGGAAGAUGAAUCUUCUAGGAUAACUCUUGCAUUACUUUUAUUGAUGAAUGCAAUAAAUAUGUAUGUUUCAUUGUAGGGGUCUUGUAUAUUACUUUUUUAUUUAUAUUAUUCUAGUAUUUAUUAAUUUCUUAGUUUGUCAUGAU
Messenger RNA from Juglans microcarpa x Juglans regia, 859 nucleotides. Its product is annotated as calmodulin-like protein 3. Lineage: Eukaryota; Viridiplantae; Streptophyta; Magnoliopsida; Fagales; Juglandaceae. The transcript has a single exon. Gene Ontology annotation, molecular function: calcium ion binding. Bases 129 to 590 code for a protein of 153 amino acids. The record is from RefSeq and is a predicted model, not a curated record.